This is a messenger RNA of Erinaceus europaeus (western European hedgehog), 612 nucleotides long. Its product is annotated as phospholipid-transporting ATPase IG-like. Gene Ontology annotation, biological process: phospholipid translocation. Gene Ontology annotation, cellular component: plasma membrane; recycling endosome; trans-Golgi network. Lineage: Eukaryota; Metazoa; Chordata; Mammalia; Eulipotyphla; Erinaceidae. The record is from RefSeq and is a predicted model, not a curated record. Gene Ontology annotation, molecular function: ATP binding; ATPase-coupled intramembrane lipid carrier activity; ATP hydrolysis activity.
UUAAAUUCUAGUCAAGAUUCUGGGUCUCACAAUUACAAAAGCAUUUUCCUUCAGAUUUGUAUGAAGUGCACCGCAGUGCUCUGCUGUCGAACGGCACCAUUACAGAAAGCUCAGAUUGUCAGAAUGGUGAAGAACUUGAAAGGCAGCCCAAUUACUCUGUCAAUUGGUGAUGGUGCCAAUGAUGUCAGUAUGAUCUUGGAAUCGCAUGUCGGAAUCGGUAUUAAAGGCAAAGAAGGUCGCCAAGCAGCCAGGAAUAGUGAUUAUUCUGUUCUAAACUUAUUAUUCUAAACAUUUAAAGAAAUGUUAUUGGCUCAUGGGCAUCUCUAUUAUGUAAGAAUAGCACACCUUGUGCAGUAUUUCUUCUACAAGAACCUUUGUUUCAUUUUGCCACAGUUUUUGUACCAGUUCUUCUGUGGAUUCUCACAGCAGCCACUCUAUGAUGCCGCUUACCUUACUAUGUACAACAUCUGCUUCACGUCCUUGCCCAUCCUGGCCUACAGUCUCCUGGAGCAGCACAUCAACAUCGACAUUUUCUCAUUCUUCUGGGGAGAUUCUUCUGAUAGUGUUGAAGAAUGUAAAAUGAAGAAGUGCCAGGAGAAAUCUGAGCUGUAA